This is a messenger RNA of Ornithodoros turicata, 1614 nucleotides long. RefSeq lists its product as uncharacterized. Gene Ontology annotation, molecular function: DNA binding. Bases 182 to 1609 code for a protein of 475 amino acids. The transcript is spliced from 10 exons. Lineage: Eukaryota; Metazoa; Arthropoda; Arachnida; Ixodida; Argasidae. Gene Ontology annotation, biological process: negative regulation of DNA-templated transcription. The record is from RefSeq and is a predicted model, not a curated record.
CAUGUAACAGCCCGCUAACGUCAGUGACGCUUUUACCACGUCUGGCAACGUUACAUGACAGCCGUGGGGUGAUAGCCGGACAGUGAACAACGGUUUAACACGUGGGUUUGCCGGUUUGCUUUCCGCAGUUUUGUCUUUGUGGUUUUCGUGCUGCAGUGUUUCUGUUUUUGUCUGGCGCGACAUGUAUGCGUGUGUACGGUAUGAAGACGAGGUAGACGCCAUCUUGCCGAUCCAUUUGAUCAAGAAUUUCAACCCGCGAACUACUGAUGACUUCGACCAAGGCACCACCAGGAAAGCUUUUUGGCAGUCAAAGACCGGCGACGGGAAAGGCUACUACAAUACAAAGGUCAAAUUGCUUGGAAACUCUCUGGGUGAACUUAUUCAAGAUAUGUCAAACAAGCGGAUGCGAAUUCCUGACAUUAUAGAUCCUCCAGAAUGCGCACAAACCAGUGGGAUGACAUCAAAGGUUGCCAAAAAUCCCAAAGUCCUGAAGGAAAAGCGAGAGGAAGCCCAAGGCAAACAGCUGAACCAAAUCAUGAGGAAAAGGAAUUUUGCAAAUGCUGCUGAGGGUGGGAGUGAGAGCAUAGAAACUGUUCCACGCAAGGUAUUUCUUCAUGAAAAGAAGAAGCGCCUCGAGCUUGAACAGGAAAAUCGCAGUCUGAGAGAGGAGCUCAGUGCUGAGCGUAAACUCUGCCGCCAGAUACAGCAGGUUCUACUUCAGAAGCAUGCAACAGUGACGAACUCCUUGAAUGUUGCGCUUGCUGCGGAUUCACUGUCCACUAAAAGUGAUUGCAUGCAUGUGGAGCACAUCCGUGGGCGACCACCUCUGCUUCCUGUCCCGCAAACUGCGGAGCCACUGAAUGAUAGCAGUAGAUCACCAGAUGAACAUGUGUUUGAGAGGUGCAGAAGCUUUGCAUCAGAUGCUCCUAUCGUUCCUGAAGAAGGUGGCCCUUGUGAGGAGGAAGAGAUAAUUCCAACAGCUGUUUGUGAGCCUGCAGCUGUUAGCAAGGCUUCACUCCAUGUCCAGGAUGAGCCUUGUACUGUACACCCAACAAGUGACGCCAUUGUUGCUUGUGCGACUUCACCACAGAUGGCGCUCGGUACCGCACCGCCCACCACACCAGUGCAGACAGUCGUCAUUGAUGAGAGGAACCUCUCCACGCCGCAAACUCCCCACCGUAGUCGUGCAGCCAAGCCCGCAUCGCGACCUUUCUUGGGACGGUCGUGUGCACAAAGCAUGCCAACACGGCCAAGCCUGAACUUUGAUGGCGAUGAGGUUGCCCUUGAAGACAACAUAACGGUGAACAAGGAAAGGCUCGAGUGGGCACUGGGAGCUGCCAAGGAUUCACUCUUCUGUCGGGAGGUUGCGAGGCUCCUGUGGACUGGGGAGGAACUUUCGGAACGCAGUGUGACGGGGGAGGCAUGUCGCCGAUACGCGAAGAGUGGAGCAGUUGGCAAAAAACGUCUCACACCGAAGAAGAUGGAUGCGCUAGGAAAUGCGUUCUGGGAGUAUUUGAAGCGGACUGGGUCACAUGAGAAGGAGGAGCGCUUCAAGCAAGUAACAUUCCAUAUAAGAAACCUUCUGUCUGAUAUAAACAGGAAAAAAUAAAAGCA